AUGGAUCCGACUCAACUUUGUUACGAUAUUGGUUUCGUCGGUCUACAGACCGAAGCGCCGGGGAGCCGCCCCUCAAGGGGCUGUCCUCACGACCUUCAGGAUCACAUCAAAGAUGCCAUUGCUCUGUCAGCACACAAGUAUACGCAUUCAGACCAACUCGCAGACGCAUGGUCGAACGAGAAUUACCACAUUUUUGACGAUGCUCAACCUUUCAAUUCACACGGAAUAUGGAGCAACGACAAUCCUCUGAGAACAUGGACCAACGAUGAAGAAUUCAUCAAAGACAAAAUUCGGGCUCUUUUUUCAGGUCUUACCCCUCGAAAGCCGAGACUAUCGAAUGCGGAGCUUUAUUCUGGAGGAUUUAAGCAGCCUGAGCACGACCGUAUCGACUCACAAGAGAUCACCACAGAUGCGUACCCGCGAAAAAUGACAGACAUAAAGGUUGCUAGUACGGCCGGACCCAUACAAAGGCUGGAGAGAAAGGAGCCAAAACUUAUGGAUGCUCUUCAACAGAGCGGAUUCAGCGGUUGCCUACCCCGAGUUUUCCCUUCCAGAAAAAGCCUAAUUCAAGCAACUCGAAGAUCGAUGGAGGAGAUGAAGCUCGAUUCUCCUCCUGGAUCAAUCGAACUCAGACCCGCUAAGAUCAAAGCUACUCAAGAAAAGGAGUAUAAGACACGGCUUGUUCUUGCAACUACGAAUGAGGAAGUGGUCGCAUUACAGCUUAGUUUUUCCGGCACUUCUGGCGGGUGGGCUAUAUUCGAGAAGUCUGAUCUAGACAUGACGGGUCGCUGCAUCUACGCGAUCACCUCACGUGGAAAUUGUCAGACAAGACGGGGUUACCAUGGAUGGCGAGGCGAUGGCCUCAAUUUCUCUCUGGAUGCUAUUGCUCAUAACGAAGGCGACAGUAACUUCCGGCCAAAGCAAUUGAAAAGCAAUUGUCCAGAUGGCUACUACAGCACCACAAAGAGUGAUACUAAGGCGUCGGCAGGAUCUAAUAUCAACAAUCAACCAGCGAAUAGGUCCGAAAAGAGUAGCGAUCAAGAAUCUAGGGGGCAUCGCCAACGACAAGGCACAAGCCAGCUUGGAAUUCAAAGCGACAGCGUUGACUUUGAAUGGGGUCCUUCACCAUCUACUCCUCGAUUGUUUAAUACCAAGGUCCAAUUACCCAGUCAUACAUCACCUGCACCAUCUCUGGCCAACCCUGACCAUCUGCAUAGAGAUGUGGCUCAGGGGUCGCUCAAGCGGCGCUAUUCUACAGUAUCCCUGAGACCGCAAAAUGAGUCCGACGAUAGCACAAGCGAUCGAUAUUCUCGCCAAGCCCAACGUAAGAAAGGGUCUGAAGCUUCGCGAGGCUCAAAUUUCCGGACUCAAGAGCCUUCACCCAAGCGGCACUCUGUGCGCGCGAACGUUGGCUCUUCUUCAAACACAUACCGUGCCUUGGGCACCAUGGUGAACAAUAAUUUGCAAGCUGUCACUACCGGCAACAGCCUUGACUCAUACAACCUCCAAUGCCUCGCCAGCCUUGCCAAAUGUAUUGAACAAUUGGAAAAACUGUCGCCACUCGCUAAUCAAUACGCAAAGCUUGCAAAGCGAGGUCUAUGGCCCGACCAUCAGGAGUCCAUAGAGACAGUUCAGGAUUCUAUAUCCGUGCAAGAAGAUGCCAAGGAAGUCUAUGAUCAGAUAAUGAAUAAGCGGGAAGCACUCAUUAGUACAGACUCCUCUAUCGUCACUGAGCGCAUCUUCACCCACGACGAGGACUUGACCAAUACUCCUCCUUCUCUCACUGAAUGGGCUUUUUCAGCGAAAAGCGCCCCUGAUCUCGUCGAUUGGGCUCUUUACACAAACGCGGGACUGAAUGUGAACAGCUCACGCCAACCUGAUACAUAA
Bacidia gigantensis is the source of this 1887-nucleotide messenger RNA. RefSeq lists its product as uncharacterized. Bases 1 to 1887 code for a protein of 628 amino acids. The transcript is spliced from 4 exons. The record is from RefSeq and is a predicted model, not a curated record. Lineage: Eukaryota; Fungi; Ascomycota; Lecanoromycetes; Lecanorales; Ramalinaceae.